UAUAGCCUGGUAAUCUUCAUCCAAACAUAGAAAUCAAGCUCCAUAUAUUGGCAUACAGUACUCUUUUCGAAAUGGCGUUGAACUCACUACACUCACCCAUUUCCUUUAAAAGGUCACUAUGCUUAUUUCUCUUCCUAGUAGUACUUCUCAACUUCAAAAUGGCUUCUGCUCAGUUGUCCACAGAUUUCUACAACUCAACAUGCUCCAAAGCGCUCUCCACCAUCAAAGCUGCCGUCAUAAAGGCCGUCGUCAAGGAACACCGAAUGGGGGCGUCCUUGCUCCGCCUUCACUUCCACGAUUGCUUCGUUAAUGGUUGUGAUGCAUCUAUUCUAUUAGAUGACACUUCAAGCAUCAACGGAGAGAAGACAUCAGCGCCAAAUGUAGACUCCGUGAGAGGUUACGAUGUAAUUGACACUAUAAAGUCUAAACUCGAAAGUAUUUGCCCUGAGGUCGUUUCUUGUGCAGAUAUACUAGCCGUUGCAGCUCGUGAUUCUGUUGUUGCAUUGGGGGGCCCUUCUUGGAAGGUUGAGUUAGGAAGAAGAGACUCGACAAAUGCAAGUUUCACUGCGGCAAAUACCCAACUCCCAUCUUCAAUAUUGGAUCUUGAUGAUCUCAUAACUACUUUCUCACUGAAGGGAUUUACCGAAAAAGAACUGGUAGCGCUUUCAGGAGCUCAUACUACAGGCGAAGCUAGGUGCGUUAUGUUUCGAAACCGAAUCUACAAUGAGACGAACAUCGAUUCUUCAUUGGCAACAUCGUUGAAAACCAACUGCAGUUCAAGCACAGCUGAUGAUGACAACCUUUCUUCACUUGACGCCACAAGCCAUGUUAUAUUUGAUAAUGGUUAUUACAAGAAUUUGGUGAAGAACAAGGGGCUCUUGCAUUCGGAUCAGCAACUCUUUAGUGGGGGCUCUACAGAUUCUCUGGUCACCACUUACAGUGAAGAUGCUGAUGAGUUCUAUAAGGAUUUCGCCAAUGCCAUGAUCAAAAUGGGGCAACUCAGCCCGCUAACAGGGACCAAUGGUCAGAUUCGUACCGAUUGCAGGAAGGUCAACUAAUUUAAUGACUUUAGAUAUAUUUAAUAUAUAAUUAAUAAGAAUAUUGAAUAAACAAAAAUUUAUUAUUAUAGAGGUUUGUGAGAUUUUAUUCAAGUAGUACGUAUUUGCUACUCUCUAGCUAGCUAGCUAGUACUAGAGAUAUGGUGAAUUAAUGGUUGUGAUAUAUGUUGUUUUUCUUAGAGAUGUAAGGUUUGUCAUCUUCAGUUUUUGACUGUCUCGUUUGUGCGUGUUUAUUUUGUUAUUGAAAAAUUUAGCUAAUACUUACUAAGGUGUGAGAAUUAAUAGGCAUAAUAUAUAUUCGGAAGUUAAUUGCUAUAUAAAUAUGUAUUAUUGUAUUCUCAAAUAAUUAUAUUAAUGCAAUUUGUAAACACAUAUAUAUACAAGGGUCUUAUGUUCUUAUUA
This is a messenger RNA of Humulus lupulus (European hop), 1460 nucleotides long. RefSeq names its product cationic peroxidase 1-like. NCBI's taxonomy places the organism in Eukaryota, Viridiplantae, Streptophyta, Magnoliopsida, Rosales, Cannabaceae. The coding region runs from base 72 to 1058 and encodes 328 amino acids. Gene Ontology annotation, biological process: response to oxidative stress; hydrogen peroxide catabolic process. The record is from RefSeq and is a predicted model, not a curated record. Gene Ontology annotation, molecular function: heme binding; peroxidase activity. The transcript is spliced from 4 exons.